Molecule: messenger RNA, 1005 nt
Organism: Venturia canescens
Lineage: Eukaryota; Metazoa; Arthropoda; Insecta; Hymenoptera; Ichneumonidae
Gene: ND-24
Product: NADH dehydrogenase ubiquinone
Exons: 4
Coding region: 142-873 (243 amino acids)
Biological process (GO): mitochondrial electron transport, NADH to ubiquinone
Molecular function (GO): NADH dehydrogenase activity
Source: RefSeq, a predicted model, not a curated record
GCUUCGCCCCCAUUCUGACAACUUCGGGUUUCACAGAACUCGAUGGUUCAAUAUAUGUGCAAUCUGUGCAAUAUAUAAUUGCACAAUUGCGUUUCGAAUAAGAAACAAUUAGUCAAAUCGGUGUAAUAAAAUCGUUGAACGAUGCUCGCGUCCCUGCGAAAGGCUUGCAGCCUCUCGGCCCUUAAAAAUAUUAGAGGGGUGCAAACUUCGGCCAUUCAGAGAUCGGAUCACCUGUUCGUUCAUCGUGACUCAAAAGAGGACAAUCCAAAUAUUCCCUUCGAGUUCAACGAUGCCAACAAAAAGAGAAUCGAGGCGAUACUUGCCAUUUAUCCUGAAGGUCACAAACGCGGAGCUAUGAUGCCUCUGCUGGAUCUUGCUCAAAGACAACACGGCUGGCUUCCGAUAUCCGCAAUGCACAAAGUUGCAGAGAUUCUCAAUUUACCAAACAUGAGAGUUUACGAAGUUGCCACUUUUUACACUAUGUUCAAUAGACGACCCAUGGGGAAAUAUCAUGUCCAAGUUUGCACCUGUACUCCCUGUUGGCUCCGAGAUUCUGACUCCGUACUCAAAGCAGUUUGCAACGCUACUGGCACCGAAGUUGGAGCUACCUCCUCUGACAAUAUGUUUACCAUUUCUGAAGUUGAAUGCUUGGGUGCGUGUGCCAAUGCUCCGAUGAUUCAAGUCAACGACGAUUAUUACGAAGAUCUCACGGCAGAGACAACAACUGAUAUAAUAAACAAAUUGAAAAAAGGUGAAAGGCCACCUCCGGGCCCUCAAAAAGUGGAAAGAUUUGCAGCAGAGCCGGCAGGAGGACCAACAUCUCUGACUGCUCCUCCGCCUGGACCUGGCGAAGGAGUUCGCUCUGACUUGUGAACAUUUAUCAAAAGUCAUUCUUAUAGUACGCGUCUAUUCUAUUGCCAGACGAUCUCACAGUCUUGCUCUGUAUAUAUAUAAAAAGUCAAGAAUAUAGAGACAUCAAUGUUGAUUUUUCUCAUUUGGCACAGA